Molecule: messenger RNA, 819 nt
Organism: Phytophthora sojae
Lineage: Eukaryota; Oomycota; Peronosporomycetes; Peronosporales; Peronosporaceae
Exons: 1
Coding region: 1-819 (272 amino acids)
Molecular function (GO): phosphatidylinositol binding
Source: RefSeq, a predicted model, not a curated record
AUGAAGACCGAGUUGCUGCGUGAGAUCGACGUGAUGAUAGCGCGCGUAAACCCGCAUGGAGGAGAGACCUCGUCCUCGCCCGCGUACGUGUUCGCCCUGCGGCCGCGGUCUCGGAGCCACCACGAGCGACUCGCUGCAGCUCGGCGCCAGGACCUGGACCACGCCGCGACUCUCGAGCCGCACGACGUGCCGGUGGCGCACGAGGUCGCGCGCACCUACAGCGAGUGCCGAGCGCUGUACCGCGAGCUGCACCACCUCACGGACUGCAAGAACGUCCGCGCGUGUUGCUGCGCGCUGGGGUCGUGCCCGUUCUGGUCGCUAUUCGCCGUAUUGGGCGGCAUCGAGUUCCCCAAGCGGACGCUAUUCAACCACCAGUCCAAGCACGUGUUCGAGCAGCGGUCGGAGGCUCUGACGGCGCUGAUGCAGACGCUGCUAGCCGCACUGCGGACCAAUUACCGUGUGCGGCACUUCCGCUGCUACCAAGCCCCGUUCAAGGCUGCUCAUGUGUGCAAGGUGCUGCUAGCACUGAGCUUGUUCCUCGAGCUGGACAACCCGAGCGUGGAGCGAGGACUGCUCGAAGGAGGCGAGCGGCUCGCGAACAAGCUCAACCUGCAGGGCUGGCAGUCCGACCGUGCGAAUCUAUACUUCCGAUGCGAGGACAAGAGGAAGUACCGCAACGCCGGGGAAGUCCGGGAGCGCAAGUCCAUGGAGCUGCGCGGGUCUCUCUCCAUGUCGGACGAGGACGACUGCAAGAACCCGACGAGCGACGACGAGGAGGAACGACAGCGAAGGAGCUCCCUGCUGCUCGUGUGGGGCUAG